AUUAUAUGAGUUUUAAGCUUAUUGUAAAAGUAAAAUAAAUAAUAAAGGAAAUACAGAGAAGGGGUUGAGAGACUCUAAUGGAUGAUGUCCACGAGAAGAGGAAGAGGUGGGAAACUCCACGCGCCCUCCGCCUCCCAUUUUUGUUCUUUCUAUUCUUAGCUUCGAUUUUUCCACCUCAUUUUCAUUCUUUUUUUAAAAAAAAUAUCCUUAAAUUUCCACUUCUCAUUCAUCCGGUUUCAUUUUCAAUUCCAUUUUCCUCUCUGCUGUUAAACGUUCAAUAAUGGCAAUUCAACUCAACAUGUAACUUCAACGGAGACAUAGGAUUUAAAAAUGACAGGAUCUGAAAGUGAAGCUCCCACUGUCAUUGCUUCCAAUACACAGAUAGACUGUGAAGGUGGAGGUCCAACAGGUCCUGUUGCCAAUGGAGUAAUAUAUUCUGCUCCUGUCGCCAAUGGAGUAAUAUAUUCUGAAAGUCCUAAAUUCUUUCCUACCAAAGAUCCACCUUGUGUAAUUUCUGAAGUUGUCCAUGAUCGCGACAAAAUCAAUGAAAAGAGUAAUCACGAUGCAAUGGAUGUUCAUUCUCCCAAUGAUCUCAAGCAAGGUGGUUUAAAUAGAGGUUUCAUUGAAACCAAGGCACCUAUUGAAUCUGUAAAAGCAGCUGUCUCUAAAUUUGGAGGGAUUGUUGAUUGGAAAUCACGUCGAAUCCAUUCUAUGGUGGAGAGAAGUAAGACAGCGGAGGAAAGGCUUGAGGACGUGCAUGAGGAGCUUCGUAGGUGUACGAGAGCGUCAGAGGAAGCUGCCAAGGCAGAAUUCCAAGUGUUGAAGGAGCUCGAAAGCACUAAACAACACAUAGAAGAAUUAAGGCUUGCACUGGAGAUUGCUCAAACAGAAGAGCAACAGGCAAAACAAGAUUUAGAAUUCGCCAAGCUUAGAUUGGAGGAGAUGGAGAAGAGAAUCACCGAGGAGAUGGAGAAAAGAAUCACCGAGGAGAAUAAUGAUGCUCUGGCCAAGGCACAGCUUGAGAUGGCCAUGGCCGGACAUGCUGCUACAGUUUCAGAACUGAAAGUCAUUAGAGAAGAAUUGGAAGUACUACGUAACGAAUUUACUUCUGUAGUGACCGAGAGAGAUUCCGCUGUGAAAAACGCUGAUGUUGCUCUUGCUGAGUCUAAGGAAGGUGAGAAGGCACUAGGGGAGCUGACUAUGGAACUGGUAGCUUUAAAGAAAGCGUUGGAGUCUGCACAAGCUGCCCAUUUAGAAACAGAAGAACAAAGGAUGGAUGCAGCCUUGGUCAAAGAGCAAGAUUCCUUCAAAUGGAAGAAGGAGCUCGUUGACGCAGAGGAGGAGUUUUGUAGACUAAAUAUGCAAAUUCUGUCAGUUGAAGAUCUUAAAUUUAAAGUCGAUACUGCCUCAACUUUAUUAUCGGAUAUGAAAGCCGAAAUGUUGGCCUAUAUGAACUCAGUAUUAAUGGAGGAGACAGGUGAUGUACAGCACUUGAAAGGUGAAAUUGCCGAAACUGAGAAGAAAAUUAGUACUACACGAUCAACGAUUAAUUCAACAAAGAUGGAACUGGAAGAAGUAAAGCUCAACAUAGAGAAAGCAAUGGCUGAGGUAGAAUGCUUGAAGAUGGUUGCGGCUUCACUAAAAUCAGAGCUAGAAGUGGAGGAAUCUAUUAUGGCCACCACUAAGAAGCGAGAAGUCAGGCAUUCUGAGGUAGCUGCAUCAUUUGAAGCUGAAUUGGAUAACAUGCCCGAAAUAGUUGUUGUUCAGGAAAACUUAAGAGAAGCUCAAGGAAGUAGUGGAAACCUGACCAAUCAAUUGAAGCAAGCAGCAGAGGAGGCUGAUCAGGCCAAGUCACUUGCUCAGAUGGCUCGUGAAGAGCUGCAAAUGGCAAAGAUAGAAGCAGAGCAAGCAAAGGCAGAAUCAAGAGCAAUGGAAAAUAGAUUACUUGCAGCUCAAAAUGAGAUCGAGGCUUCCAAUGCUUCAAAAAUGUUAGCAUUAUCAGCAAUCAAAGCACUAAAAGAGAGUGAGGCCUCUGAAACUGCCAGAGAAGAUUCGCCAACCAUAGUAACUAUUUCACAAGAGGAAUACAAUGAACUCAGCGAACGUGCCUGCGAGGCCGAGGAGCAAGCCAGAAUCAAGGUGACAGAAGCAAUUUCACAAAUUGAGGUCGCUAAGGAAUCCGAGGCAAAAAGUCAACAAAUGCUGGAAGAAGUUACUCGCGAACUAGUUGCCAGACAGGAAGUGCUGAAAGCUGCAACGGAAAGGGAGACUGAGGCCGAGGAAGGAAAGUUAGCAGUAGAACAAGAGUUGAGAGUACGGAGGGCAGAACAAGAGCUGAGAAUACGGAGGGCAGAACAAGAGCAACAAAGGGAGGACGAUAAAACUGGCCAUGAAGUAGCAGUCCCUACAACAAGCCCAAGAACAAGCAUUGAUGUAGAACAGUCAACAACCAGUGACCAAGCAGACGAUUCUCCUUCUCCCCAAGAGGAUCAACAACGAGUGACCAACCAAACAACUGGUGACCAAGCCAUAGAUCAUUCUCCUGCUCCCCAACAACAACUGGUGACCAAUCAAAUAACUGGUAACCAAGCAGCAGACGAUUCUCCUGCUCCUCGAGAAAACCAACAUCUGAUGGGUGACCAAGCAACAGAUGAUUCUCCUGCUCCCCAACAACAACGGGUGACCAAUCAAACAACUGGUAACCAAGCAGCAGGCGAUUCUCCUGCUCCUCGAGAAAACCAACAUCUAAUGGGUGACCAAGCUGCAUACGAUUCUCCUACUCCCCAAGAAAACCAACAUCUGGUGGGUGACCAAGCUGCAGACGAUUCUCCUGCUCUCCAACAACAAUUGGUGAUCAACCAAACAACUGGUGACCAAGCAGCAGAUGAUUCUCCUGCUCCCCAAGAGAACCAACAACUGGUGACCAGCCAAGCAACUGGUAACCAAGCCACAGACGAUUCUCUUACUCCCCAAGAGAACCAACAACUGGUGAUCAGCCAAACGACUGGUAACCAAGCAGCAGACGAUUCUCUUUCUACCCAAGAGAACCAACCAACUGGUAACCAAGCCGCAGACGAUUAUCCUGCUGCAGACAAUUCUCCUACUCCCCAAGAGAACCAACAACUGGUGACCAGCCAAACAACUGGAAACCAAGCUGCAGAUGAUUCUUCUGCUCCCAAAGAGAACCAAACAAUUGGUAACCAAGCUGCAGACGAUGCUCUUGCUCCCCAAGAGAAUCAAACAACUGGUAACCAAGCCGCAGACGAUUAUCCUACUCUCCAAGAGAACCAAACAACUGGUAACCAAGCUGCAGACAAUUCUCUUACUCCCCAAGAGAACCAACAAUUAGUGACCAGCCAAACAACUGGAAACCAAGCUGCAGACGAUUCUCCUGCUCCCAAAGAAAACCAAACAACUGGUAACCAAGCUACAGACGAUUCUCCUGCUCUCCAAGAGGACCAACAACUGGUGACCAGCCAAACAACUGGAAACCAAGCUGCAGACGAUUCUCCUGCUCUCCAAGAGAACCAAACAACUGGUAACCAAGUCGCAGACAAUUAUCUUACUCUCCAAGAGAACCAACAACUGGUGAUCAGCCAAACAACUGGUAACCAGGCCGCAGAUGAUUCUCUUGCUCCCCAAGAGAACCAAACGAUUAGUAAUCAAGCUGCAGACAAUUCUCCUACUCCCCAAGAGAAACAGCAAUUGGUGAUCAACCAAACGAUUGGUAAUCAAGUUGCAAACAAUUCUCCUGCUCCCCAAGAGAACCAACAAUUGGUGACCAACCAAACAACUGGUAACCAAGCCACAUACGAUUCUCCUGCUCCCCAAGAGAACCAACAACUGGUGACUAACCGAACAACUGGUAACCAAGCCUCAGACAAUUCUCAUCCUCCCCAAAAGCCAAGUGGAAAGGAAAAGCCAAGCGGAAAGGAAAAGACGCAUAAAGGCUUGGGUAAAACUGAAUCAUUGUCAGAAACCAAGGAUGGAAAGAAAAAGAAGAGGUCAUUCUUCCCUAAAAUGUUAACAUUGUUAGGCAAACAAAAGUCAAGUCGUAAUAAAACUACGUAACAUGUUAGUCUCAUGACAACACUCUCUCUUUUUAAUACAUAAAUACCAUUUAAAUCA
Messenger RNA from Cucurbita maxima (winter squash), 4128 nucleotides. RefSeq names its product neurofilament medium polypeptide-like. NCBI's taxonomy places the organism in Eukaryota, Viridiplantae, Streptophyta, Magnoliopsida, Cucurbitales, Cucurbitaceae. Bases 331 to 4071 code for a protein of 1246 amino acids. The transcript is spliced from 7 exons. The record is from RefSeq and is a predicted model, not a curated record.